Molecule: messenger RNA, 513 nt
Organism: Halteromyces radiatus
Lineage: Eukaryota; Fungi; Mucoromycota; Mucoromycetes; Mucorales; Cunninghamellaceae
Exons: 3
Coding region: 1-513 (170 amino acids)
Molecular function (GO): protein binding
Source: RefSeq, a predicted model, not a curated record
AUGCUUCAAUCGGGUAUUCAAUAUCAUGAAGCUGGCCAAUUGGAAAAAGCAACAGAUUACUUUCGUCAAGCAGCUAGCAGGGAUUCUCCUAUGGGCAUGUUUCUUUAUGGUGUAUCCUUACGGCAUGGAUGGGGUUGCAAAAAGAGUGAACAUCUGGCAUUUCAAUAUCUUCAAAAGGCAGCUGAACACGCAGUAUUGGAUUUAAAUAGUUUAUCAAGUACCGUCAAUACCUCAGCUAGCAAAGGGGAACUAAUUAUGGCUAUUUAUGAAAUGGGUGUUUCUUUUCGACAUGGUUGGGGGUGCAAAAAGAACAAGGAAACAGCUGUACACUUUUUCAAAAUUGCGGCUGAUUUAGGGGAUCCAGAUGCACAAAAUGAUUUAGGACAUUGUUAUCAUCAUGGUAAUGGAGUUAAGAAGGAUUUACAUUUGGCAGCAAAGUAUUAUCGAAAAGCGGAUAAGCAAGGACAUGGUCUUAUGGGUAACUCUUGGAUUUGGAAGUCAAAAUAUGAUUAG